Saxophila tyrrhenica is the source of this 639-nucleotide messenger RNA. RefSeq lists its product as uncharacterized. The record is from RefSeq and is a predicted model, not a curated record. Lineage: Eukaryota; Fungi; Ascomycota; Dothideomycetes; Mycosphaerellales; Extremaceae. Gene Ontology annotation, molecular function: acyltransferase activity, transferring groups other than amino-acyl groups. The transcript is spliced from 5 exons. The coding region runs from base 1 to 639 and encodes 212 amino acids.
AUGAAGCUCGCCGACCCACAGUACCGUAUCCGCCCAGCCAACAAGGAGGACAUACCAGGCCUAACAGAAGUCUUCUUCAGGAGCUUCAAUGCUCCUUUCUGGCAAUACCUCUUCCCAGACACAGCGCUGAUGCGCCAAUGGUGGCACCAAGCCUGGCAGAUCAGCCUCGACAACCCGACCGAUCGCACGUUUGUCGUCGAAGACACGUCUAGCAACGACCAAAUCGUAGCCUUCAGCCGCUGGAUGGUGCCACAGCCCGAUGGCAACUUGGAACGGAAAUGGCCCGUCGUCGACGAGACCUAUUUCCCAGACAUGGAACUGGUGGGAGCGUUUUUUGGCGGGAUGGAGGAGAGUAGACACUCCCUCAUGGGCAAGGAGCCACAUUGGAUGCUCGAGCUGCUCGGUGUGCAUGAAAAGCACCAGAGGCGCGGUAUAGGAGCGUCGUUGAUUAAACGGGGGACUGAUCAUGCGGAUCGGGAGGGUUUGUCUACUUAUCUUGAUGCAUCGGAGAUUGGGCAGCCUUACUACUUGAAGACGCAUGGGUUCAAGUUUGGUUCGAAUAUUGAGGUGCCGGAUAGACCUGAGUAUGGCUCGUUCAUGUACAAGGGGUUGGUGCGGCCGCCACAGACGACGCAAUAG